AUGUCUGGUGUACCCUCAAGAACAGUGACUAACAGGAAAAUAUGUGAAGAGAAAAAGUUUUCCAAGAAAUAUGGGAAGAAGAGUUUUGCUUUGGAUACGAUUGUGGGACUGAAGAGAUACAAUUUAAUUUUCUACUACACAAGUAAGCACAAUUCAUUUACAGUAGCUUUUCCUUUGAAUUCAAAUGAAAGAAAGGAAAAAAUUGCUCAUCUAAAAUCUACCAUUCAUCAUCAACAAAACAUUAUAUUAGCAGCAGUUGUGCAAAGUGAGGCUGUCACAAGAGCAUCAUACCAAGUGUGUAAUACUCUGGUAAAAAAUAUGAAAGCUUUCACUGAUGCUGAAUUAAUGAAGCAAUGUAUGAUGAGUGUUUGUGAAACAUUGUUUCAAAAUUUCUCCAACAAAUCUACCUGUGUACGUUGUAUAGAAGAUAUUCCAAAAUAUUUGUUUGAGGCAGUAAUUAAUAAUGUCAAACUACUCAAAUCCUUCAGUAUUACAUGUGAUUCCCGUACAGAUUUAGCUUCAAUGGCUCAGUUUUCAUUAUUUGUGUGUUACUGCACAAAUGAUGGGGUAAUAAAGGAAGAUCAUUUAGCAAUUAUAACCAUGAAAGGUCGCACAAAAGGAUUAUGUACAGAUGAUUAUCCAUCAAUGACGGAUGUCAACAAAGGUUUGAUAGCACUAAUUAAGAAGGAAUGGAACUUGCCAAAUUUACUAUCCAUUCACUGCUUACUGCAUCAGGAAAGUUUGGCAUGUCAAAUUUCAAAUAGCAAAUUGAAGAAUGUUAUGCAAACGGUUAUAAGCAUUAUAAACUUCAUUUGUGCCCGUGAACUUAAUCGCCGAAAAUUUAAGGAACUUCUGCAGGAAUUAGGCAAAAAUUAUCCUGAACUUGAUAAUGAUGGAUGGGUGAUACUUACAGCUUUUUUGACCAAUAUUACACAAAAAUUCAACACAGUUAUCUUUGAAUUACAAGGACCAAACAAGAUAAUUGGGCAAAUGACUAACAAAAUAUUUGCAUUUGAAGCCAAACUGCAAUUAUAUAUAAAUGAACUCAAAGUAAAAGAUCUUCUCGUAGAGAACCCUUGGCAUGUUGGACAUGAUGAUCUCAAAUUAUUCUGCCAAUUUGGAUUUCUUAAAACUAAUUUGCCAAAUGAAAUAAUCGAACUUCAGUAUGACACACAGCUUAAAGCUCUGUUUAUAGAACAUUGUGAAACACAACAGUACACUGAAUUUUGGAAAUGUGUGCCUAACAAUUAUAAAAAUUUACGAGAGUGCGCCCAGUUCAUUUUAACACCAUUUCCUUCAACUUACCUUUGUGAAACUUCAUUUUCAAAAAUGAAGUACUUGAAAAAUAAAUAUCGAACAAGAUCCACUGAUCCCAAAUUUGUUUUUGGUAGUGGCUCAGAAUUACUACUGAUUCCCUUCCUUCCCUUCAUCCUUCAUAUUCUCCUGCCUAUCUACAUGAAUAUUGUAAGAUUAUGCAAGUCAUCAUUUUAUGCAGUUUUCAACACUUGUAAACAUGCUGUGAAAGUCUGUGAAUACCACAUGUCAUCAUUGACUCAUGCUACAACGAUUAUUCCAGUCGAUCUCAACACUCGACUCCUGUGA
Molecule: messenger RNA, 1602 nt
Organism: Schistocerca cancellata (South American locust)
Lineage: Eukaryota; Metazoa; Arthropoda; Insecta; Orthoptera; Acrididae
Product: SCAN domain-containing protein 3-like
Exons: 8
Coding region: 1-1602 (533 amino acids)
Source: RefSeq, a predicted model, not a curated record